Messenger RNA from Phytomonas sp. EM1, 3372 nucleotides. The record is from the annotation of a GenBank genome assembly. NCBI's taxonomy places the organism in Eukaryota, Euglenozoa, Kinetoplastea, Trypanosomatida, Trypanosomatidae.
AUGUUACAACCAACACCGAACACCAGACGUAUUGUUCGUCGGAUAACAGAUUCAGCGUCGUCUAUGGAAAGGCUCAACGACGAGAUUCCUAGUAAACGCACCACAACCAGAAAGCACGAAUUACAGCAACCCGACCCUCCUAAACUCCUGUCACCUCCUAUAGAGAUGAAUCGGCGUGAUAGCGCUACACCAGAUAGCCUGUCAUCAUCUUCCUCCUUCGCCUCUGCACCUGCCAGCGCUGCACCAGAUGAAAACGACAGCGUAAAGUCUGAAACGCAACCUCUUCCCACCCUCACCCUAGAUCGUGCUGUCUUUAGCUCUGUUAGUUUCUUCCCGUCGACGUUUGUCAACAACAUCGCCAACGUCGUCUUGUUCAAGAUACUUCAGAAAUACCAACGCAACGCCAAGCUUCGGCUUGACCUUGACGAGCAUGUCAACCAGGCCGUCUGGUCCCUCCCCCCACCGAGGCUGCGUGCGAGCGACGGGUCUGACCUUUUCAGCAGCCCGCACAUCUCCCCCGGUUUCCGGCAAAAGUACAGCAGCGAGUCCGAAAACGUGGACUACCGGGAGACGGCCAAGCAGCUGUCCGCCGUCCUCGGCUACGCCGCCGAGGCGGUGGAGAAGCUCCUGGAAGAGGAAAAGGACCAGCUGCGGCGGCAGGAGGCCCGGUGCAAAUGGGUGAAAAUCCAGGAGAUGCAGAAGCUGGGGGCCGUCCGGAUGGGCCUUGAGUCCACCACGGCCCGCCUGCACGCCUACGGCAACCGUGUCGCGAACGCGCAGGCCGCCGCGGAAGGGAUUGAGGAGCACCUCUCCCAAUCCAACGCGCGGGUGCAGCGGGGGAAGGCGGUGGUGCAGCUCCUGCGACACUUCAAGAGUCUCACCAGCCUCGACGCGGAGAAGCUCGCGGGGCUGCUGAAGGCGCUGUCGAAGGUGCGUUCAACGCAAAGGGUGGCGGUCACCGAGCGGUGGGCAUCCGGGGACGUGUCGCCGUCCAACCCGCGCUACUUCGCGGCGCCGAGCAGAACCGUUGGGAACGGCACCACAAGUGUCCCGCCGCGGUCCGUUCGCGCCAAUGGGUUGCCCAAACCCAAGGACGCGAUGAGUAGUGACCUGGGCAAGGGCAACGGCGAGGCUGACAACCUCAAACGCCACGGCGAAGAGAACGAGGAAGAUGCGGGCCUGCUUGGGGAGGAGCUGGCGGACGUGAAAUUAGAUCGUGUGGAGGCUGCCGCGGUGGCCUCGGGGUUGGACCGUGUGUUUGCCUCCCGUAGCUAUACCGAGGCGCAGGUUGAGUGGUGUCAAAAACUUCUCUUCUUAUCCUUAGAGAUCGGAAAUCUGGUAGGCAAUGCUAAAAAUAUCGAGAUCUAUGUGUCUUGGCUUCGUGAAGAGCUAGUCGCAGAUCUCUUUCACGUGGUCGGAUGCUUCAAGAGCUUCUAUAAUCGUGGUCCACAGGAAGCGAGGCAUCAGCCCUAUAGUUCUGCGCUGCUUAAGACGAUGGAACUUGUAUCGCGUCUACAUUCUACUAUCACCCCAUCGAAUGAUGCCCUGCAGAAGAUUUUCUUCUCGAAGUCUAUUAAUGAUCUCGGCCUAGCACUGUUUAGUGAAUACAACCCGACGCCACUUCCCAACCCGACCGUACGAUCGUCAGGUCCUGCACCAAUCAGCGCGAUGGCUCACUUCGCGGAGCACAUGGAGAAGGGCCUGGAAAAGGCGUUCGUGUUUCUGGCGGAACAGGUACAACGGGACGUUAUUGUGGUGGAAACCAUUUUUGGUACCGUCCGAACUGUGCGUCAGCAGCUUCUUGCGGAGGUGACCGAAGGGGUCGUGAAGCCCUUUGUGGAGCAGCAGAUUAAGCUAGCGGAAACGUUUCAAAUCGCGGUACUUGACAGCGACGCGAGCUUGUCACCGCGCAGUAGGAGGAAAUUUUCCAACGUCGUUGCGGAUGCAAUCGCAUACUACCACACCGUAGAGGUUUCUCUUUUCCUCCUGUUCCAGAAAUACAUUUGUGAGUUGAAGAAGAGCUUCACGGAGACCGAAGUGGAGUUCUUGAAUCGCUCAGGCAAGACGAUCUUUGCCAAACGCGCCACUUACGGUAGCUCUCGGGCCGAACUGGAUCUCCUGGAGCGCUACCAUAAGCUCAUCGAGGAGAAGUACACGAGGCAACUGCAUAUUGUACCGGACCAGUGCUUUGACGUGCGUGAAGCGCAUAUGACGAAAACAAAGGAGCUGAUAGAUCGCCUCACGGAGGUUGCGACGCGUGUCAGGACCUACGCGCUCCCCCAAGACGUCGCGUCCUACAUUCUUGCCCUGAUUAAGGCCUCAUUUACCAGAAUUGGUGCGUACCUUGACGAGGAGCUAAGCAAAACACUCGACGCCAUUCGGGCCGACCGGGAGACCUGGCGCCAGAAACCGAAGAGUGAGGAGGAGCUUCUCAAGCCGCAAAGGACAGAAUCUCAGCAGUGUGGCUUCCGCAUGCUACUCUUCGCACAGUCCUCGCUGAUGCAACUAUGGGGUGCGACUACGGCGAUCAUCGCCCCACUCCUCGAGACCCACCCACGUCUCUCCCAGGACGUCGAUGAGGUGUGGAGCACCGCUCUCGAGGUGCUCGAUGAACGUGCCGAAAAGCUUUUGAACAUGUGUGCACAAGCCAUUAUCGUUCGUGCACUCUCUAUUCUCAUACACUAUCAAACCCGAAACGAUUACUGCCCGCAUGAUUCAGGAAAGAACGACACCUCAGAGACCGAGGUGGCGCCGUGCUCUCGGGCUUGUACGCUUUUUUGCUACUAUAUCACGCGUCAGUUCGAAGUGUCGAAGGAAUUCAUUCGCAAAUCAAAUGAUCAGAUCGCACGGCGGCAGCCAGGCAUGGGCGGGAUGCCGGGCGUAGAGGGUCCUCAACCUAGUGACGAACUUCUUUCCUUCAUAGCUACUCUGGACAUGGCCUCAUCGUCACAUAAUGGUACCAAUGCUUUUCGAGCGCGGAUACAAACAAUGAAUCUUCAGCAGCUCAUCUACGGAAAUGGGGAACCUUCCUCUUUUGUACGCACCGUUGGGGUCUGCUUGUAUCGAGGUAUUUCAGCUCAUGUGAGGUCUUUCGUUGUGAAUGACCGUGGGGCGUUGGUGUACAAGCAAGAUAUGACAGCCUAUAAGGAGGCAAUGGCACCAUUAGGCACCACUCCUGGCCCGAGUGGUGCCCUCGUCGACACCCUCUUUCAGAUUCUCAAAGAAACAAGCAAUUUGCUGCUCAUGCCGCUCGAUUGUAUUAAGGAGGUAAAGCACUCCGGCAUGCUGAGGCUCAUGAAUGACGCGGAUAAGGUGAGGUUCAUAAAGAUGCGAAAGGAUGUGCGUGCAGCCUACAAGUCAAUGAGCAAAUGA